AUGACCGUCGCGGGCGCCAGCCGCGCCAUCCUCGCGCGCUUCGUCGCCUUCCACGCCUCGCCGGCCAGCGUCUCGUACUGCCGCGCCAUCGACUUCUUCGCCUUCAUCGCGAGCACCACGCUGUGCCUGGUGCACAUCGAGGCCGCGCGCCGCUGCCACCACCACCACCAGCACGGCGGCGGCGGCGGUGGCGGUGGCGGCGGCGACUUGCUGCGGCCGCUGCUGCACGAGCGCCACGCGGACCGCGCCGUCAUGCAGGGCCUGCUGGACGUCGUGGGGAGGAUGAGCAGCACGGGGCCGGACCCGAUCGCGCGGCGCAUCGAGAGGAUCCUGGGCCCGCUGCUGGAGAUUGAGGCCAACGCGUCCCGGGGCGGGUGCUACAGCGUGUCGGCCGUGGAGGGGGAGGCCGGGGCGGAGGGUGGUGGUGGCAAGCAGGAGGAGGCGGCGGCGGGAGCGGCGGCGGACUUUGGCGACUCGAGCGAUGCGCCGCGCGUGCUGCGCAUCAAGAUUCCCUUCUUCGGCACGAUUCGCAUCGAGCACCACCCGGAAUGGUCGGCCUCGGCCUCGCCGGGGUACGCGAGGGGCGAGGAUCAACAAGUCGGGGCGGCACCGGCCGCACGGAAUGGCUGCGACGGAGACGUCUCAAGUGGCGGCUCUGUUGCCAACGAUGCGCAAUUGGCGCAGCAAAAUGCAAGCUCCGCCAUGAGCUCAAAUACCUUGGAGACAGACUGGACAGGUGCCGGCGCCAUGUCCGAGCAUGUUUCGUCGCUCAUGCCAAAGAAUGACGACUGGACUCACAACGCCACGGGUCUGUACCCCGGAGACGGCUCAGAGCCGUAUCUAUUUGUCCCGGACCUGUCUUCUGACGAGCACUGGGCGCUGCAGGGUGUCGACAUUGCUCUGUUUAGCAACUUGACGCAGGGAUCUUGA
Molecule: messenger RNA, 930 nt
Organism: Cordyceps fumosorosea ARSEF 2679
Lineage: Eukaryota; Fungi; Ascomycota; Sordariomycetes; Hypocreales; Cordycipitaceae
Product: C6 zinc finger domain containing protein
Exons: 1
Coding region: 1-930 (309 amino acids)
Source: RefSeq, a predicted model, not a curated record